AUGGCCGAGGCCCUGUUUGAAGACUUCCUGACCUGCCCCAUCUGCUUGGACCCUCUGAAGGAGCCGGUGAGUCUGGGCUGUCACCACAGUUUCUGCCGCGUCUGCCUCAACAACAGCUGGGCUUCGAACCCAUCCAAGACCUGCCCCAUCUGCCGCCGCAGGUCGUCCAAAGAAACACUGGAGGUGAACUUUGCUCUUAGAGAGCUGUCCCUGUCCUUCAAUGAACAAAAGGAUAAAGAGCCAAAUGUUGCAGAAAAGGCAAAGACUCUGAAGGACAAACAACAGAGCUACAAAGAACUGGAGAAGAACUACGUAGAGCUGCAGUGUCAUCAGAACGAGCAGUCGGUGGAGUGUGUGAGUCAGAUCUCAAAAGUCUUCUCUCGUCUGCAGAAGAUCCUGAAAGAGGAGGAGGAAAAGGCAUUAAUGGCCUUAGGAGAAGAGCAAAGCCAACAAGCUCAACGCCUUGAGUUAGAGCUGCUGCAGGUGAGAAGUCAGGUCACUGCAUUGACCAACAUCAUCCAGGAGCUGCAGAAAAACAAUAACUCUCAAAGCUUCAAGCAGGAGCUUGCUCUGGCCCUCUCACUGCCCCAUCCCCAUCCUCAAGAGAAUCUGCUCCUGAACCAGGCCAAAGUCGUGGGAAACCUGGGCUAUAGUGUGCUGAAAAAGAUGCAGAAAGAGGUGAGCUUCAGUCCUGUCAUUCUGGACCCCAACACUGCAGAGUGCACCAUGCAUCUGUCCCAGGACCUGUGUGCGGUGAGGCCCGGCCCCCAACGACCAGUACCUGUGGUCCCAGAGAGGUUCACCAACGAGGCCAUAGUCCUCGGCUCACAGGGCUUCAGCUCUGGGCAGCACCAGUGGGACGUGGAGGUGGGCGAUCUGCCAACGUGGGACAUCGGAGUGGUCAAGAAGUCUAUCGACAGAAGGGGACAGAUUUAUGCAGACUUUGAUUAUGGAGUCUGGUGUUUAUGGCAUGGAGAGGGAGAGUAUAAAAACAUCUGUGGUCAGACAAUCCCACUGAAAUCAGCUCCAAAGAAGAUCCGAGUGAAACUGGACUACGAGAAGGGAGAGGUGGCCUUCUAUGACGCUCACACUAUGGACCUUCUGCUGAUCCUCAAAGCAACGUUCACAGAGACACUGUUUCCUUAUGUGUCUGUGGGGCCUGCAGCUGGAGCCAAGACCAAAGAGAUCAGAGUCCAGUCCUGUUACGGCCACAGCCUGUAG
Molecule: messenger RNA, 1221 nt
Organism: Knipowitschia caucasica
Lineage: Eukaryota; Metazoa; Chordata; Actinopteri; Gobiiformes; Gobiidae
Source: the annotation of a GenBank genome assembly